UGCCUCGCGGAGCUGGACGCGAUGACCGGAUAACUUUAAACUCUGCACGGAUGAUGCUUUUCCUCGAUGGCAUCUGAUGAAUUCUCCACUGGGAAACAGUAACAGGUCUGCCAAACAUCUCACCUCCCAUGUCACCGGCACGUCUCAAUGGCGAUGUUUAGCAGUGCAGAGCGGGUCUGGAAUGAAACAGACCGCCUCGGAUGGGAGUCGGAGAGCAAUGAGACCUCAGAAGCAUCACAGGAUGAACGUAAUUACUACGCCAUGCUGUACUCCCUGCUCAUCCUGGCCAUCGUGUUCGGGAACGUGCUGGUGUGCCUGGCUGUGCUGAGGGAGCGUUCCCUCCAGACGACCACUAACUACCUGGUGGUGAGCCUGGCUGUGGCCGACCUGCUGGUGGCCUCGUUGGUCAUGCCCUGGGCUGUGUACUUGGAGGUGGUCGGCGGCACCUGGCUUUUCAGCCGGCUCUACUGUAACGUCUUUGUCACGCUAGAUGUGAUGAUGUGCACCGCCAGUAUCCUCAACUUGUGUGCUAUCAGCAUUGACAGGUACACAGCAGUGGUGAUGCCCGUCUUGUACAACACCACCCAUCGCUCCAGGAAGAGAGUUUUUGUGAUGAUAACCACCGUGUGGGUCCUGGCCUUCACCGUCUCCUGUCCGCUGCUGUUUGGUUUCAACACCACAGAUGACCCCUUGGUGUGCUCCAUCUCCAACCCGGACUUUGUCAUCUACUCUUCGGUGGUGUCCUUCUACCUGCCGUUUAUCGUCACUCUGCUGGUUUACAUCCGCAUCUACGUCUUCCUCCGGAUGAGGCGGAAGAGGAUCGCCUUCGGACAGGCCAGUGGGAAAGUGCAGCCGGGCUCGACUCCGCCGUCUGUGGAGACCUGUCUACAAGAGGAGACUCCCAAGGCGAAGCAAGACCUGUCACCUAUAAGGAUUAAAGUGCAGAGUGCAGAGCCUUCAGAUGCCUCCAAGCCCAACCUGUUGUCAGGAUGCCUGUGGCGAAAACGCCCAAAGACGGGACCCGUGGAGAACUCUAUGCUGCCCCCGGUGGAUACGCACAACUGCUGCAGCAUCAGCCACGCCUCCUGCGGCCGCACCGAGCUGGAUCUGGAGCAGGAGCGGGAGGAGCAGGAGGAGGAGGAGGCGCAGGAGAGCAACCACAACGAGCGGCCUCCUGUGAGGAUGAGCUGCGAGGUGAAGAACCUGUCCAACGGAAGAACACACACGUCACUGCGGUCCGUGGCUCUCUCUCAUAUGAGCAAUCCACGGUUCAGGAGCAUGCAUGCACGGGAGAAAAAGGCGACUCAGAUGCUGGCCAUAGUGCUUGGGGUGUUUCUCAUCUGCUGGCUGCCUUUCUUUGUGACUCACAUUCUGAACACCCACUGCAGGACAUGCUACGUGCCUCCUGGGCUUUACAGUGCUUUCACCUGGCUGGGUUAUGUCAACAGUGCCCUCAACCCUAUUAUCUACACCACCUUCAACAUCGAGUUCAGACGGGCCUUCAUCAAGAUCCUCAGCUGCUGAGGAAGACGGCGCGCCAGGAAAUUAAAAUGGAAAUGAGGCUCUCCAACUCAAGCGUGGUGCAUUUGGAAAACAGUGACCACAGAUGUACGCUGGUCAUGGUCCAGAUAAGCAAACCUGUCCUACAGGAGUUACACACGUGCAAUAAAUACAAACAAAAGAGGAUUUUUAAUUCAAACCAGACUUUUUGCUUUCCUCAACAUGGCUGGGACUCCAUUUGAACAGUAUUACUCCUCAAAUAAGACUUAUUCCCAUGUAUACAGUCUUAUUGAUAGCACAAAGUGUUCUUGUGGAUAUGUUCUUGUACAGUAUGUGUGCUGCCCUUUGGCACAGGACUUUCCAAUCGAUGUAAGUUUGGAAGCUCUUUGGACACAAGAUGAAUGGCUAUAAUUGAUCGUAGAGCUGCGGGCCUUUUCGCCCCUGCUGCCACCGCACUGUGUGGAUUAACUGAUGUUACACACCUCCCCCACUUACUUCCUCACCAUCAGGUACUCUCCAGUGCAUGCACACAUCAAAUGUUCAAGGACGUUCACUUUAAUUGUGCUGGAAGGAUCGUAUUGACUCAUUUUGAAGAUUGUCAUGCAUAUUGAUGUGGAGGCAUUGUGCUCAGUGCGUAUUCAUUAGAAUAAAAAAAAUGUGAGGUUUUGAUGUAAAGCGCAGUGUUUUCUUUUUUUGACGAACCUCCCCGUGCAGAGCAUCCUGCUGGAGCAAACAAAUCAAACAGGACUGUAAACCGUGUGGUGGGCAGCUCUGUUCUGGACAGAGCAGUAUGGUGUAAAUAAAAGAAAUGAUGAAAUGUUUUAGAGGGUAUUUAUAUACAUGUGUUCGUGUAUGUGUCUGAGUGUUGCUGCUGGUGAGGGACACCAUCAGAUACUGGUGAAUAAAUGGGCUUUUUCUGUGAGGAACACAAGAGGAACCAAGC
Molecule: messenger RNA, 2443 nt
Organism: Centropristis striata (black sea bass)
Lineage: Eukaryota; Metazoa; Chordata; Actinopteri; Perciformes; Serranidae
Gene: drd3
Product: dopamine receptor D3
Exons: 8
Coding region: 148-1524 (458 amino acids)
Biological process (GO): adenylate cyclase-activating adrenergic receptor signaling pathway
Cellular component (GO): membrane
Molecular function (GO): dopamine neurotransmitter receptor activity, coupled via Gi/Go; G protein-coupled receptor activity
Source: RefSeq, a predicted model, not a curated record